Messenger RNA from Plasmopara halstedii, 1200 nucleotides. RefSeq lists its product as uncharacterized. The record is from RefSeq and is a predicted model, not a curated record. Lineage: Eukaryota; Oomycota; Peronosporomycetes; Peronosporales; Peronosporaceae. The transcript has a single exon. The coding region runs from base 1 to 1200 and encodes 399 amino acids.
AUGCCGCAUAAGAAGCAAAAUCAUGACAUCGUGCCAAUUGGUCGUACUGACACCGAGAUAUUGCCCAAAAAAUCUCUCAAAGGGAGUCAUGACCAAGAAUCAUCUUUGGUGGAUAAGGAGGAGCGCGCAUCUUUAGCUCAAUUGAUUGAGAGUGCAGACUUUGAUGCGAGUAAAGUACUGAUUCCUUCAAAUGUGGAAGUGAUUGGAGCACACAUUCCGUCUUUCUUAGGAGAGUCGAUUAUGAAUGGAGUAUACCUCGGUUCUCCCGCCGACCGAGUUGACAUCAUCAAGCUCCUCCACGAAAUAUCUGCAUCCAAAAGUACGAUGAAUCGCGAAGACCUAAGCGUUCACACCCAACAAAAAGCCGAAGCGCUUCAUGAUGCCUACAUCGUCGCUGCCAACGAAUAUGUCCAAUCAUUUCAAAAUGCCUACAACGAAUUCAUGUCCAGCAUCGAAGCAAUUGACAUGUCCAAAAGUGAAAAAGCUAAAGCUGCCCAGCUUUUCAAAGAAGCUAAUGAUGCUCUCAAAUUCGAUGUAAUCGCCCGUGAUUCCCGUGACCCCAAUACUUAUCAUUUUGCCUCUACCACCCCCAUUGAGAAAGCCAAACUUGCUCAACAACAUGCCGACGAAGCCGAUGCUCGCAUAGAAGCAUACCAACGCAAAGCUGUUCUCGCUUAUCAUAAGGCCAAUAAGGCUUUUUUUUAUCAUCAGCACGCGCUUCAAGGUGCCCAAGACGCCGGCACUACCGCCUAUUAUAGUCGACUUAACGGUCAGCAGAUCAGUCAAAUGCUUGAGGAGCUCAAAUUGACUUCAGGCAACUUCAUCCCAGAUAUAUCACUAAAAUUUGAAAAACAAGAAAAGAGUGAAUACGCCUUUCGCGAUAAGGUCCAACACAUUCAAAAAACUAUCGGAAAUGCUGCUAAAACGGCCUCUUCCGACAAUCCCGUAAAGCUUCUCAAUGGUCUGACAGAGAUGCAGACUGAAUUUUUUUUCCACAUGGUCAACCUACCGAAUUUGGCUACUUACGACGUUAUCUUGUUCGAAAACAGUGAGGCUGAUCGCCGGUGGGUCACACUUUGGUACAUCGUUUUUCGCGAAUUUUGCCUAAAAAACCCUGAGAUUUGUUCAAACGGAGAUCCCGAAUCCCCAAUCCAACAGAUAAUUGUUCGUCAAACGGCAAAGCGGCAAAAACUACACUAG